This is a messenger RNA of Colletotrichum costaricense, 744 nucleotides long. RefSeq names its product ubiquitin carboxyl-terminal hydrolase, family 1. Gene Ontology annotation, molecular function: cysteine-type deubiquitinase activity. Gene Ontology annotation, biological process: ubiquitin-dependent protein catabolic process; protein deubiquitination. Gene Ontology annotation, cellular component: cytoplasm. The transcript is spliced from 2 exons. The record is from RefSeq and is a predicted model, not a curated record. Bases 1 to 744 code for a protein of 247 amino acids. Lineage: Eukaryota; Fungi; Ascomycota; Sordariomycetes; Glomerellales; Glomerellaceae.
AUGACAUCCACAAACCCCGACCCCUCCGCCGCAGCCCCGGCCUUCAUCCCCCUCGAAGCCAACCCGGAGCUCAUGACCUCCCUCCUCCACAAGCUCGGCCUCUCCCCGGCCCUCCAGAUCCACGACGUCUACUCCCUCACCGACCCGGACAUGCUCUCCUUCGUCCCGCGCCCCGCCCUCGCCGUCCUCCUCGUCUUCCCCGUCAGCGCCGCCUACGAGAGCCAUCGACUGGCCGAGGACGCCCUGCUGGACGAGUACAAGGGUAAAGGCCCGCAGGAGCCCGUUUUGUGGUUCCGCCAGACGAUUAGGAAUGCGUGCGGUCUCAUGGGGUUGUUGCAUGCUGUUGCUAAUGGGCCUGCGAGGGAGUAUAUCCAGAAACCAUCCGACCUCAACACCCUACUCGAAACAGCCGAACCCCUCGAACCCGCCUCCCGCGCCCAGCUCCUCGAGAAGACGCCCGCCCUCGCCACGGCGCACCGCGAAGCCGCGUCGCAGGGCGCGACCGAGGCGCCCGAGGCCUCGGACGACGUGGACCUGCACUACGUCUGCUUCGUGCGCGGCGACGACGGCACGCUGUGGGAGCUCGACGGGCGGCGCAAGGGCCCGCUGAACCGCGGCCAGCUCGAGUCCGGCGAGGAUGUGUUGAGCGAGAAGGCGCUGACGUGGGGCCCGCGCAAGUUCCUCGAGAGGGAGGGCGCGGAUUUGCGGUUUAGUGCUGUUGCGUUGGCUGGGUCUCUUGAUUGA